Messenger RNA from Elaeis guineensis (African oil palm), 2330 nucleotides. NCBI's taxonomy places the organism in Eukaryota, Viridiplantae, Streptophyta, Magnoliopsida, Arecales, Arecaceae. The record is from RefSeq and is a predicted model, not a curated record.
GAGAGAGAGAGAGAGAGAGAGAGAGGGAGGGAUGGGGAGCUCGAGUGGUGCUCUCAUGGCGGUCUCAAGGUGGGAGCUUUGUGGGCGAAUCGGAUGACAGUUGACUGGUCUCUUCUUUCGCCCUCAUUUUUCCUGCCGAAAGCCUCUGGAUUCCCUGCUCUUUUGCUUGUUUUCUCCCCGACGAAGAAUCGCUGCUUCUUUUGAACUUUUCUCCCUUCCCUCCAAUGCGUGCAGAAACGUGGAGGAGGGCGACGAAUCCAUCUGGGUCAAUGCGCUUCCUUUGGUCUUCCCGUUCAUGAAUGCGAGUGGGAAAUGGGAAGGAAAGGGGGGGAAUUAUUCCGAGCUCUUUCCUCUAUUCUCGCCCAUCUGUUUCUGUUCCUCGUGGUUGGUUCUAGCGUGCCGUGAGUGCGGGGAAUGGAAUCGCUCCUCCCCUUACACUGGUGCUGUGAUCUCGAUGCCUGAUUGAAGAUCGCGUCGUCUGUUGCUAGGAAUUGUUGAAUGCCUCCAAUUGCUCUUUUUCGUGUCUGAUUCCGCGGAAAAGGCUAAAAAGAUUCCAUCUUUUCCACUUUAUCCUGUGCUCCCCUGUUCUGGCAUCGAAGAGAACAGCAGAUUUUGGGUUUUUUUUUCCUUCUUUUUCUGAGUUUAAAGCGUUCGAGUGUGUCGAGACCGAGAAGUUUGUGACCGGGGACGCGAAGAUGAGCGGUCUCCUGCCGGAUUCCGACGGCGAGAUCGGUUCCGAAACCCUAAAUUCCAGCCAGAGCUCCAUGAGCAGCGGGAGCUGCGAUCGCCGCAGCAGCUUCUCCCGCCCCUCCUUCGACGCCGCCGUGGAGCCCGCCGCGGACUCGUCCGGCGGCGGCCACUGCCCUUGCUCCCCUCCCGGGCUGUUUUCCAAGCCCCACCGCUCGUCGGACCCGGCGUGGGCGGCGAUCCACUCGCGGCGGGACGGCGGGCUCCCGGCACGUCUCGGCCCCCGGGACUUCAAGCUGGUACGCCGGAUCGGGAGCGGCGACAUCGGGACCGUCUACCUCUGCCGGCUCCGAGAGGAGCAGCGGUGCCCGGAGGCGUCGCCGAUGUGUUACGCGAUGAAGGUGGUGGACAAGCUGGCGCUGGCGAAGAAAAAGAAGCUGGAGAGGGCGGCGACGGAGAAGAGGAUUCUGAGGGUUCUCGACCACCCGUUUCUGCCGACUUUGUACGCCGACUUCGACGCGUCGCCGCAUUUCUCGUGCGUGGUGAUGGAGUACUGCAGCGGCGGCGAUCUCCACACCCUCCGCCACCGCCAGCCCGGCCUUCGCUUCUCCGUCACCGCCGCCAGGUUUUACGCCGCUGAAGUACUUCUGGCCUUGGAGUACCUCCACAUGCUCGGCAUCGUCUACCGCGACCUCAAGCCCGAGAACAUCCUCAUCCGCUCUGACGGCCACAUCAUGCUCUCCGACUUCGACCUCUCUCUCCAGUCCACCUCCUCCCCCACCCUCGAACCUACCGCUGCCGCCUCCGCCGACGCCACCGACGACGCCGACGAGCCCUCCUGCCUCCCCGACCGCCUCUUCCGCCCCCGCAAGCCCGCCUCCUCCCUCCCCUCCCCCCGGUUCGUCGCCGAGCCUCCUGUCGCCGCCCGGUCCUGCUCCUUUGUCGGCACCCACGAGUACGUCGCCCCCGAGGUCGCCGGCGGCCGCCCCCACGGCAGCGCCGUCGACUGGUGGGCCUACGGCGUCCUCCUCUACGAGAUCCUCUACGGUCGGACCCCCUUCGCGGGGCCCACCAACGAGGUCACCCUCCGCAACAUCGUGAAGCAGCCUCUCGCCUUUCCCCCGGCUCGCGGCCCGGCCGACUCGGCCGCCCGGGAUCUCAUCUCCGGUCUGCUCGUCAAGGACCCGGCCUCCCGAUUCGGUUCGAGACGCGGAGCCGCGGACGUCAAAGCCCACCCCUUCUUCAAAGGCUUGAACCUGGCUCUCCUCCGCUCCCACCGCCCCCCGGUCAUCCCCGGUCUGGUCCGGUCCAACUCCUGCCGCGAGCGCCAGAAGCCGGCCCGCUUCGACUUCUUCUGAUAUGAACCGUUUUCCUUCUCGUGGUCGUACUGGGGCACGUGAUCUCAUGGCCCAACGGGGCCAGCUGCUACGUCCGGUUCUCACCAACAGACAGGAGCUGGAAAAUUUUCUCCUCUCGUUGUUUCUUUGUUCCCCGCGUCUGCCAAGUAGAAAAGUAUUCCAGGAACGAACGGGGAGUAGUUGGGGAGUUAAUAAUUAAGCCUUGGAAUUAAUGUAUAGGGGCAUGCAUUGACUUGCGAACAGUCCUUCUUGGUAGUACGUAUAACUACAAAAUAUUUUGCCUGC